AUGAAUUCAAUGCCCAAACCAGAAAGACAUACUGAAUCAUUUCUUGACAUUUGUCACGAUACAAACUCUUCUCCAACUGAUAUGACAGUUACUAAAAACCAUAAUAUACUCUUGCAAAGCAUCAGCAGCAGUGAGGAGUUUGAUCAAGACGAUGACUGCAGUCCUUCCAUCUUGGUUACCGAAGGAGGAGAUUGGAGCGGCGAUGGACGAGAUUGGCAACCCAGGACAGAAGGUGUUGAGAUUAUCGUUACUUUUCCAAGAGAUGUUCAUCGCCCCCAAGAGAUGAACCAAGAAGAUUUAAAAGAAAACAAUCAGAUAACCUCAGAGCAUCAGGAAUGGGCACAAGCACAUUCUGUUCCACUUCCACAUGAAACUGAGAUGAUGGACUUCAGAACAAAGAUGCCAACCACACAGCCUUUACUCCUGAAGACAGAGGAGAGCUCCAAGGAGUCCUGCAAUGAGAACCUGGGCUUCUUGUUGCCAAGACCUUGCUUAGAACCCAACAUCUCCAAGUCUGUAGCCAGAGAAGAUGCGCCUCACUUUUCGAAAGGCCAGCAGAGAAAAUCUGGAGAGUUUUCUACCUCUGAUAUGAAGUACAGUAGCCGAAGAACUGAGUUCCCUCUGCCACCACUGUCACUCUUGCCCAUGAGACAUGGUCUUCUUACUAUCCCCCCAAAUCACAAGGAUCAAAAAGAGAGAGAAAUAAAUAUCCCAAGUCUUGUAUCUUUUGUGCCUAAGCUCUCAGAGCUGGUUACUCGAUCUGAUGAGUUUAGGCCAUCAAACAAGCAACCAGAAGACUCGUUCAAGGUGUUUGUGGAUCAGACUCUCAGGUCCUCUGAUAGGUCUAUUUGGUCCAGAAACAUGUGCUCUUUUUGGAAGGCUAACCAUCACAGACAACACCUGGAGAUGGAGGCAAAUAGGAAGCCUAAGGAGAUGGAAGGAAGUGACAAAAUUCAAAUCUCUCACUUUGAAAAAAGUGACUCUUUGGUGUCCUUUGAGAAUUUUAAGGAAGGCAAUUUUCCUGCAGACAGGGAAGUGGAUAUCGACUGCCAUGGUAGUGAAAUGAGGAGAGCAAAAGAAGACAGCUUGCAAUAUCUUUCAUCAGGAAAGACAGAGGGUUCUGUAGUCAGAAAUUGUGAGUACAAUUCAGACGCUGGAUGUACCAAGCCAAUCAAGUUCCAAGAAGCCCAGCAUUCAGAAAUAACUCUAAGCAAGGAUAAAGAGACUGGAAAUGAUAAAGGUGAUUCAAAAAGUGCUUUGGCACUUAAAGGUGAAGAAAUUGAGCCAAAUCAUAUUUUAGAAGAGUUUACUGUACUUAAAAGUUUGUCCAAUGUAAUUCCUGACAGCCCCAUUGAAAAGCUGCCGGAAGGUCAUAACAACAUGGAGACAAAUAUAAAAAUAUCAAUAGCAGAGGCAACCAAGCCAGAAAUGAAUGGGAUAGUGCCCCUUAUCCACAUCACUUUCCCUGGAGACGAGACUCCCAAGGGACCAGCAGUAGCCCAACCAAGCCUCCAAAAAAGAAAGGGCACCCUUCAUAAUAACUAUAGCUUCAACAUACUUGCACACCAAGAAAAUGACAGGCAGAAGAUGGAAACCCAAAGAAAUAAGUUAGAUUCAAAAACCAAGACCAGUAACAGGACACCUCAGAAUUUCAUGAUUUCCAUGAAAGAUUCCAUUAAGCCUACCAUGCAUAAAACCAGCAUAAAAACGCAAGUUUUCCCUUCUUUGGGGCUUGUUGACCCGAGACCUCAGCAAUCACUCAAGUUUCAAAGGAGAAUACCACAGACAGAAAAGAAACAAUCAACUUACCGGGCUCUGAAGCCUAAAAAGCAAUCAUUUCCUUGCAUCUGUAAAAAUCCAGGAAUAAAAAAAUCUUCAGUUCCUCUCCCUGUUCAACCAACAGAGCCCAGACUAAAUGAUCUAGAUCUUAAGUAUAGUGAUAUGUUCAAAGAAAUCAAUUCAACUGCUAAUGGACCUGGAAUCUAUGAAAUGUUUGGGACCCCUGUUUAUUGUCACAUGAGAGAGUCUGAAAGGCAUGAAAACAAAUAUUACCAAGAGAUAUGUUCAGCUCCAUCAGGCAGAUGUAUCACCAGUAAAUGUCGAUCUUCACACAGUGAGAGGAGUAGCAACAGCAGAACAAAACCUUCUCAGAAAAGACCACAUGUUAAACCCCCAAAGGCUUUGCUUGGAAAUAAACACAAACACAAACGUUUAAUUUCCAAAGAAAAGGGUUGCAAGGCUGUAGGUAGCAAUCUACAAGACUUUGAAAAUGGUGGUGGUAUUUCAGAACCAGAGUGGCAGAUGAAGCCUUCGGGAAAUGAUUUUCUGUUUUCCAAAGAUGAAGUCCAGCCCAUGAACUUUGCUCAGACUCAUGAGCAGUCCAUUGAACAGGACAAAUUCCUUCCUGCCUCAGAUUUGUCCAUUGUUGAAGAAGUCUCUAUGGAAGAGUCUGCCGACGAAGGAGACAUUUCUAACAAUCACAUACUUGCCACGAGCCUCAGAGAUCUGCAUGAGCUUGAAGAGCUACAUCACCAGACCUUGCUUUUCCUUUCAGAAAACAGCAGGCCAGUGCCCAGUGAUGAGAGUUUGAACAAGCAUGUACCACAAGAAAAGCAGAAUACGGUAUCUCUUGGUAAAAUAAAUGCCAACCAAAUUUUAAUGAAUGAUGUAGAAUUUGACAGUUUGAUAGGUAAGUCUGAAACACUUAUGAAUUGCUCUUUCAAAGAGAAACAAGGAAGCGCAUCUUCCCAAGCAUAUCAACAUUGGGCACAUUCUUUUGACCAUGGUAGUUUAGCUAAUAAGUCAGUUACACAUCAGAUGUUUGGAAAAACUUUAAAUGAAGCAAAUUCAAUUUCCCAAGACAUUCUUGACUCUAUAAAGAGUGAAGAAUUGACAGAUGAACUAUUAGGUUGUCUAGCUGCAGAACUAUUAGCUCUUGAUGAGAAAGAUAACAACUCUUGUCAGAAAAUGGCAAAGGAAACAGAUCCUGAAAACCUACAUCUUGUCUUCGGUGAGAGAGGUAAUACCAUGGGUGGAGAGACAACAAAUGUCAAAAUACAGAGACAUAGUAAUGGGUUCAGAAUAUAUGACAAUGAGACAUUUCUCAAUGAAAAGAAGAUAUUUUCUGAAAAUAGUUUAAAGUAUGAAGAAUCUAUCCUGUGGACCAAGGGUGAUAUCCUUGGGAAGGGAGCCUACGGCACAGUAUAUUGUGGUCUCACUAGCCAAGGACAGCUAAUAGCUGUAAAGCAGGUGGCUUUGGAUACCUCUGAUAAAUUAGCUACGGAAAGAGAGUACCGGAAACUGCAGGAAGAAGUAGAUUUGCUCAAAGCACUGAAACAUGUCAACAUUGUGGCCUACCUGGGGACAUGCUUGGAAAAAAACACGGUGAGCAUUUUCAUGGAGUUUGUUCCAGGUGGCUCCAUCUCUAGUAUUAUCAACCGUUUUGGGCCGUUGCCUGAGAUGGUGUUCUGUAAAUACACAGAACAAAUUCUGCAAGGUGUUGCUUAUCUCCACGAGAACUGCGUGGUGCAUCGAGACAUCAAAGGCAAUAAUGUUAUGCUCAUGCCUACCGGGGUCAUAAAGCUGAUUGACUUUGGCUGUGCCAAACGUUUGGCCUGGGCUGGCUUCAGUGGCACCCACAGUGACAUGCUCAAGUCCAUGCAUGGGACUCCGUAUUGGAUGGCGCCGGAAGUGAUCAAUGAGUCUGGCUAUGGGAGGAAGUCGGACAUCUGGAGUGUGGGCUGCACUGUGUUUGAGAUGGCCACGGGGAAGCCCCCGCUGGCGUCCAUGGACAGGAUGGCAGCCAUGUUCUACAUCGGUGCGCACAGAGGCCUGAUGCCCCCCUUACCAGAGCGCUUCUCAGAGAACGCCGCGGACUUCGUGCGCGUGUGCCUAACCAGGGACCAGCAUGAGCGACCUUCCGCUGUUCAGCUCCUGAAGCACUCCUUCUUGAAGAGAAGUCACUGAAAAUACACCAGCACUUUCUCUCCAGUUCCAUUACAGAUAAUGUUACUGCUUCAUUUUGGGAACGAUGGUUGAAGGACCUUUGUUUUCCUACUGGAAAGUCAAUCUAACCCAAUUUAACAAGAUUCUACAGGGUCACUACUGCAGUUUGUUACAUAUUAGUCUCUUCAAGCUCCAGGCACCAUUACUUAGGUGGAUGAAAAAAUUUUCUUAGUAACAACAAAAAAACCUAUUCCAGUAUUUACAGUUUUGACUAUCCAGGAACUAUAAUCUCUAUUGCUUAUACUAUAUUUCUUUUUAUUUUUGUCCUGUCAAUUUUAAUGUCAUUAGUUUAAAAUAAAUUGUAGAAACAAGAAAAUUGUAAUUAAUUGCCUGGUAAGUAAAGGCACAUUUUUUACAGAAGACUUGAGAAAGGUGAGGAGUUAAAAGUGGAGAGGCACUAGGUUCUGUUUAUUUUGGCCUCAGUCUUAACCUUGCAGG
Messenger RNA from Miniopterus natalensis, 4443 nucleotides. RefSeq names its product mitogen-activated protein kinase kinase kinase 19 (gene MAP3K19). NCBI's taxonomy places the organism in Eukaryota, Metazoa, Chordata, Mammalia, Chiroptera, Miniopteridae. The record is from RefSeq and is a predicted model, not a curated record. Gene Ontology annotation, molecular function: protein binding; protein kinase activity; ATP binding. Gene Ontology annotation, biological process: protein phosphorylation.